AGAAACGGAACGCGAGCAACCGGCUGGAGGGAGGGAGGGAGAGAGAGAGGGUAACGGGGAGGGGAGAGAGAAAGUAGUAGCCGGGAGAAGAGAGCAUCAGCGGGGGGAGAGAAGAAUCAGCGGGGAGAGGGGAGUGAGCGUGUGUUGCAGGCGCCGGGAUGUCGUGCUACCCAGUCCGGGGUCUGCCUUUGCUGCCGGGGUACACGGUCCGGGACCCCACGAAGUCACGCUUCGGGCGGCCGCAGACGUUCAGUUACCGCAACGGCUUCGCGCUGCCGCUGGUGCCGCGGGUCGGUAUCGGCGGGGACCCGCUCCAUGUCAACCCGCUGUCCCAGGCCGAUGUGGACCAACUGGCCGACACCCGGCCCACGCUCACCUACGGACAAGCCCGGCAGGCGCCCCCCUCCGACUUCAUCCCCGGCCACGUCGCCUUCGACAAGCAGGUGCUGCGGUUCUACGGCUACUUCAAGGAGACGGUGCGUGAGUCCCCGGCGGAGGUCUACCGUGUGCGGCGGAUCGUGCUGCUGUACUACCUGGAGGACGACAGCAUCGCCAUCAGUGAGCCGGCCGUGGACAACGCGGGGCUGCCGCAGGGACCGCUCAUCGCCCGCCAGCGGCUGCCCCGGGAUGACCAGGGUCACACCUGGCACUGGCGCCACCUCAAUGUGGCCACCGACUUCACCGCCUACGGCAAGCGCUUCCGCCUCACCGGCUGUGACCGCUUCACCUGGGACUUCAUGCUGAGUCACGGCAUGGUGCCCAACUGCCCAGAGGACACCCCGCUCGACCCGUACACGGAGAGCCGCAAGGAACCGCCGCGGGAGCACCGCACCCCAUCGGACUUCGACAAACUCAAGCAGUUCCUCACCUUCGACCGCCAGGUGCUGCGUUUCUACGCGGUGUGGGGCGAGGAUGAGGACGGGCCGGGCCAGUGCCGCCGCUACAUCAUCCACUACUUCCUGGCCGACGGCUCGCUGGAGAUCCGCGAGGUCUACGAGAGGAACGACGGCAGAGACCCCUUCCCUGUGCUGGUGGGCCGGCAGCGCCUGGCCAAGAGCCUCAAGCAGCCCACCGCCAGCUUCCCCGCCGCCGUGCUGGAGGUGUCGGCAGCGGAGGUGGGCGAGUGGCUGGGCCCGCGGGACCUGGUGGUGGGGCAACAUGUCACGGUGCUCGGCCGCCGCUUCUUCAUCUACGACUGCGACCAGUUCACCAGCCGCUUCUACCAGGACAACGUCCGCGGCAUCGACCUGCACCCGGUCGACAUCUCCGUGAAAGCACCCGCUCCUGAAGAGAAGGUCCGCCCCGGGAGGAGAGGAGGGGGGAGGUAG
Molecule: messenger RNA, 1328 nt
Organism: Amblyraja radiata (thorny skate)
Lineage: Eukaryota; Metazoa; Chordata; Chondrichthyes; Rajiformes; Rajidae
Gene: efhc1
Product: EF-hand domain (C-terminal) containing 1
Exons: 6
Coding region: 159-1328 (389 amino acids)
Biological process (GO): mitotic cytokinesis; mitotic spindle organization; cilium-dependent cell motility
Cellular component (GO): axoneme; mitotic spindle
Molecular function (GO): alpha-tubulin binding
Source: RefSeq, a predicted model, not a curated record